AGUUACAUUUGCAAAAGUCAUAUUAGAAGGCCAUGCCUUUCUAAUGAAUUGUUUGGAUAUUACAUAAAUAUUCUGUGGUAGUUUUAUAAAUAUCUUAGUAUUUUGAGAGAUUUUCUAUGAUCUCCACCGCACUGCUGUUUGGUUUUGCUAUAAAUUUAAUGAGGUAUGUUCAAUUUUUCCAAAAGCUGUCAAAACCAAACAAAGUUUAAUAUAUCUAUUUGAUCACUUCAAUUCUUUUUCUUUGGUACGAUUACAUAUCUUUUGAAUACAUAUAAAAACUUUUCUGUUCUCUGAAGUAUUUUUGGUGCUAGACGUCGGAUAAGUAUACUAAUAUUUGUUGAUGAAAUAUAAAUAAGUGAAUAAACUAAUGGCAAGAUAAACUAAUUCAUCAAUAAUUCUAUUUGUUUUAAAUAAAAAUAUAUAGUGAAGCUUUCGACCUCUCUCAAAGGGUCAUUAUUAACACUAAAGUUAUAUGACAAAAAUUUACAGAUAAUAUAUGAGACAAUUUUUCUUAUCUUUUUUUCCUCUUUCGUUCUGUUCUGAACAUUGCACUGAGACAAAAUCAUUUCUCACCUUCAUAGUGAAAUGUUCAGAACAGAACGAAAGGAAAAAAAAGGGGAAAAAUUGUCUCAUAUAUUAUCUGUAAAUUGCUUUCAUAUAACUUUAGUGUUCAUAAUGACCUUUUAAAAGAUGUCAAAAGCAUCACUGUUACUUUCGUUUAAAAUAAAUAAUAUGGCGAAUAACUAGAGACAAUGCAUUAGGCCAUUAUAGCGAGAGAAAAGAAUACAUCUUUCGAAAAUAAUUCAAUCAUAUCCAUAAAAUGCAAAAUAUGUAACCAUUAUAUAGUCAGAUCGAAUUCAACAGCGAAACAAAGAUAUAUAUAUAAAGAAUGCGAUGAACACUUACUGCCAUUAUCAUUUAUCAACGACAAUGAACAAGAAUCGGAUAGUUCAGCAGAAAGUGAUCAAUGGGAAAUCUUUUUUGAUACAGAAGAUAGUGAAAAUUUACUUGUUCGUCUCAGUAAUUAUUUAAAUUUGGAUUCCGCUGAUGAUACUGGACUUAGUUCCGAUGAAGACCACGAUCAAAAUAUUAAGAAGAAAUUCAUUGAUGAAGAUUUCAAUUUUCAGUUGCCGAGCUAG
Molecule: messenger RNA, 1139 nt
Organism: Rotaria sp. Silwood2
Lineage: Eukaryota; Metazoa; Rotifera; Eurotatoria; Philodinida; Philodinidae
Source: the annotation of a GenBank genome assembly